AUAAGGUCUCGACGACUGGUAUCUCCAGUAGUGUAACGUAAUGCACGAAAGGUACCUAAGUUCCUCGUGCGUUGGUGAAGCUCCAUAUCAUACACUGUGCGCCCCGUUUCAAUUCUGCGGUGGACACAUCGGGCUCCGUUCCUCCACCCAGUGUUCCCGUCGUUCCCACUGCACCGGGACCAGCCAGUGGCAAAACCUGACAGACGGGUUUUCCUCGCCCGCUGUUCGGCUUCUCAGCAAAUCUUAGCGUCUCGUUCAAUCAUAGAUUGUUUUGGCCAUAAUAAAUCAGGCACCGAGCAGUUAACAGCGCUACGCAUUGAUAAGCGAUGGCCACCUGCUGGAUUUCUCCCCGUAGCGUUCCCUUAUUAAAAGCUGGUUGACCGGCGUUGCUUCC
Canariomyces notabilis is the source of this 394-nucleotide messenger RNA. RefSeq lists its product as uncharacterized. The record is from RefSeq and is a predicted model, not a curated record. The transcript has a single exon. Bases 41 to 247 code for a protein of 68 amino acids. Lineage: Eukaryota; Fungi; Ascomycota; Sordariomycetes; Sordariales; Chaetomiaceae.